GUGGACGGUGGCGCGGUACGCUGUUGCCAUGGCAGCGGCCUGGGCGCCUAGCUUAGAGUUUCGAGGGGUCCCCGGAGCCGCAGGUGCUCUGGAGGAAGUUCUGUGAGCCAGCCAGACACAGAGCUGAGGCUGCGACGCCGGAGACAGGGAUGGGAGGGCCGCUUGCGGCCAGCCCUGAACCAGGAAGCCAGGAGCCAGAAAGCCAGGCACCUGCAUGAGUUCCGGGCCUCACAGUCUAGUCCAAAGGCUGGACAUAGUCGGCCACUCCAGCUUCAUGGGCAAACGUCUGUGAGAGGAGCUGUGGGGAUGGCACACUUGCUAGGCAGCCAGGUUUGUAUGGACAGCCUGCGCAAGGACCUCACCGACCUGCAGGGUACCAUUGUGGAUGUGUUCUCCCGUGCCGGACCUGUGCGCUUCCCCUCCUGGAAGUUUCCUGACCGUGUGGCCUGUGACCUUGACAUGGUGGCCCUUCUGGAGCACUAUGACCAUGUGCCAGGUGACCCUGAGUUCACACAGUUGUCCCAUGCUGUGCUGCUGGAGCUGGUCAUUGACAGGCUCCUGCUGCUGCUUCAGAGUUGUGCCAGCUACGUGGAAAACCUCAGUUUGGAGCAGAUGAUGCCUCCUGCCCGGGCUGCAGGGCCAUGCAUGUCCGUGGGGCUUACAGUAAGGCGCUUCUGGAGCAACCUGCUUAGGCUGGGCAUGCUCUACCAGCAGGCAGUUCCCCAGAAAAGAGCAAACCAAGGGGAGAUUUCCAUCACCAAGCCCACAGCUAAGGGUGAACCAGCCAGGAGCCCUGAAUGUAUGACUGCCAAGUUUCUCAAGCCUCCCUCCCCGGUGCCAGGCUUGCCUUUGAUCUGCCAAGGGCUGCAGAGCACCCCUGUCAGAGUCUCCCUGCGGAGCCCAGGUGGGACCUCUGAGAAAACUAAGAGUGUCCACUCCCAGACCAUCGAGACAGCCUUGGUGCCCUGUGAUGCUUGCACCAGUGUCCAGGGCAGCUUGUGGGAAGUGGGCAAGGUGGUUAUCAGCCUAUGUCAGAGCCAAAACUUGCCUUCAUCAUUGGGCCAGUUCCAGAAGUUGGUGCAGGACAGCCUGGGGCUUAAACCACUUCCAGCUGCCACCGUGGGCCACUGGGCAGCAGAGCAGAGCAAAGACCUGACUCGUCUCAAUAAACAUGUGGGGGCCCUCACCCAGCUUGUUGGGCCCCUCAGGGCCCAGCUGGAAGAGGCUGAGGGGCAGAAGGAUGAACUGAGGAAGCAGGUGAGCAAGCUGGAGCAGACCCUGCAGCAGGAGCAAGGGGAGCGGCAGCAGCAGACAGAGGAGGCUGAGCGGACCCUGGCCAAGUGCGAGCAUGACAGGCAUCAGCUGCUCACAGAAACAUGUGACCUAAAGACAAAGGUGGCCGUUCUAGAGGGAGACCUGAAGCAGCAGCAGAAGUCCAUGCAGGCCAUGGAGGCAAAGGCCCAGCAGCUGGAGGAGGAAGGUGAGCGGAGGGCAGCAGCUGAGAGGCAGGUGCAGCAGCUGGAGGAGCAAGUACAGCUGCUGGCAGGGCGGUUGGAUGGGGCUAGCCAGCAGAUCCGCUGGGCCAGCACAGAGUUGGACAAGGAGAAGGCCCGUGUCGACAGCAUGGUCCGUCAUCAGGAGUCCCUGCAGGCCAAGCAGAGGACUUUGCUACAGCAGCUGGACUGUCUGGACCAGGAGCGGGAAGAGCUGCGGGGAAGUCUGGAUGAGGCUGAGGCCCAGCGGUCUGAGUUGGAGGAGCAGCUGCAGAGCGUCCAGAGCGAUAGGGAACAGGGACAGUGCCAGCUACAGGCCCAGCAGGAACUGCUGCAGAGCCUGCAGCAGGAGAAACAGGACCUGGAACAGGUAACUACAGACCUGCAGCUGACCAUCUCUGAGCUGCAACGGCAGCUGGAGGAGCUGAAGGAGCGGGAGCGACUGCUGGUGGCCUUCCCAGACCUGCACCGGCCAGAGGAGACCCAGAUCCAAAGCUCUAGCAAUGUCACCUAUGACAUGGAGAGGCAAGUGCAAGCCAAUGAUAUUCGUAUCCAGGUUCUACAGGAGGAGAACAAACGGCUCCAGUCAACGUUGACCAAAAUCCGAGAGGUGGCCCAGCAGGGAGGCCUCAAGAUGGUCCCACAGGGCCAGCUCUGGUCCCCUCCCUACAAGGGCAUCCAGGGAGCAACACCCCCAGCCCAGGCCCAGAGUGCAUUCUCAGGACCCACAGGCAGACGGCAGUCUCCUGGCAGCAAGACAAGCAGUACAGGCAGGACCCAUCCAGGCGGGCCGCGAACAUCCCCCUCUCGGCAGCCCGGCAGCUUGCCCAGCAAGUCUUCUUUGGGGGAUGGAACCCAUUCAGGCACCUGCACCCAGAACCCCAUAAGGGCCUUGGCCAGGCUGAGGAGAAAGCUUUCGCCAAACCGUCAGGCUGGUUCUCCAUACCAGCCCCAGGAGCGGCACACGUAACCCACAGCAGGGGUAGGGCUGGAGGGCAGGUGGCUGGCAAUCCCCCAUGGAAUAAAAGCCCCAGCCAUCUGCCCACAGCGAUCUUGGCCUCAGCGUGGCUAAGCUGGGGGAACAGACCUUCCCUUCUUGUUGGGUAAGGUCCUCUGUGAUCCCACCAUGCAGGUCGCUGGCCAAUAGGACCCUGACACUGAGUUGGGAGCUUCCUAUUUGCAUCCUGAUAGGCACUGUGGGAGGACCACAUUGAGAGGCAAGUGUGCUUCACCUGAGCCAAGUGAAGCACAGCCUUGUGUCCCAUAGAAAGGGCUGAGGGGUAACUCCGGAUUCACUGCCCAGCACUCAGGGUAGGGCUUGGGGUGCGAGAACGCAUCUGAAACAACGAGCUAGGCUUGGAACUUGCCCUCUGGUUCAGCAAGGUAGGCAGAGAAGUGUUGCUUUUGCCUUCUACCCAGGCUCUGCAUCUGAUACAGGACCAAAGGGCACCAAGGAGCUUGUUGUUCCUCUAGGAACUACUGAGACAUCCUUCUUCAGUCCUAGAGGUCAGAGCCCUACCAAACCAUUGGAGGAAAGUCCAGGCCUUUGGACACCUUAGCCAGCUGUGGUUUGAUGAGAAUUAGACUCUGGGGCUCACCCAGUACAGGAUGACACAAGAUGGAGCAAGGAUGCUAUCAGCCACACCAUGCACACAGUGGUCAUUUUUCUAAGCAAGCCACUAGCUUACCUUGAGCCACGUUGUUUGUGAUGGAUAGGCUCUAAAUUUUUACUGAGGAUUUCUCAGGACACACUCACCUAGUGUGAGUGGCAUUAUUGUAUAGUAGGGUUGAGUGCCUAAGAUUACAGUGAAGGAUUAGUGGCCAGGUCUCCCAGUCUGCUUUUUUUGGAAGGGGUGUAUUUCAAGACAGCACUUCUCUGCGUAGUCCUGGCUGUCCUAGAACUCCGUAGACCAGGCUGACCUUGAAUUCACCAAGAUCUACCUGCCUAUGCCUCCCAAGUGCUGGGAUUAAAGCUGUGUGCCACUACUGCUGGCCCAACUUUGCUUCUUAAGAGCCCAGGGUUCUGGGGAAGACUGGAUACUCUAAGCCGCUCUACCAGGGGAGAGCCAGCUUUGGGCACAGCUCCCUGAGAGAGGCCUGGGAAUGCUGAAUAUCCCAGGCCUCUGCUGAGUCAACAUCCACUUAUUAGCUCUCUCUUGUGCCAGUCAGUCAGAUGUGACCCUUCUCAUCUAGGUGACACAUACCCUAGAGAUACUGAAGCAGGAGGACUGAAAGUUUGAGGCUAGCCUAUGCCAUAUAGCGAGGACCUAAGUCAGACAACAGAUGGACAGGCAUAGAAUAGGAAACAACCAAACAAGUCCAGAAGUCCAUCUAUUUGACCAGGCUCUGCUCAGGGUGCUCAGAGAGGGAAAUUAGGUAUCACUCAGGACGUCUCCUUUAGAUAGAUAGCCCCAGGCAGGAGUCCUCUCACAAGCUCCUGGCUGUGAUGAGCUCGAUGUUUAGGCUUAGGCUGUGGGCCUGGGGUCCCCACCCCUUGCUGCUCUUGCCUGGCUUCUCAUUCGUACCACCUAUCUUCAAGAAGGCAGCAGACACGAGCAUGGUAUCACACCUUUAAUCCCAGCACUCAGGCAGAGGCAGAGGCAGGAGUAUCUUUAGGUUUGAGGCUAGCCUGGUCUACAUAGCAAGCUCCAGAAGAGCCAGGGCCACAUACAGACCCAGUCUUAAAAAGGAAAAAGAAAAGUGGGUAUGCAGCAGAGAAUGCACAUCUCCUGCGUGGAGUCCCCUUCAGUCCCCGACCUCCUCCUGCUUCCCAUGGGCUCAUGCGCUGGCAGAUGCUCGGCUCAUUGUUACUGUUUAGUGUUGAGAACUGAAUCCAGGCCCUCGUGUGUUCUAGGCAAGUGCUCUACCAGGUCUCCAUGCUCCAGCCCUCGCCUCUCUCAUUGAAGGUCACAGGGGCUAAAACUUGUUAGAGCCAAUGUUCUAAAGACUAUGCAAGGCAUGUUCGUGAAGCCCAGGGGUGCCAGGCCUGAGGAAUGUAAGAAUUCUACCUGUUCCAGCAAAAGGAUUUUUUUUUUUUUUUUGAAGAGUAGCCCAGGCUGACUUCAAACUCAGCCAAGGAUCAAGGAGUUCAUGACCCUCUGUUUUCCCUUCCCAGAGGCUACAGAACAAGGGGAUUACAGGGACUGACUGCCCAGUAACCCAGUUUAGCCUUGAACUUUUUGUUUGGUUUUGUUAUUUUGAGACAGGGUCUGUGUAGCCCUGGCUGUCCUGGAACUCGCUAUGUAGACUAGGCUGGCCUUGAAUUCACAGAGAUCUGCCUGCCUCUGCCUCACCAGUGCUAGGAUUAAAGGGAUGCACUCCUGUGUCCAGCUGGUCUCGAACUCUUAAUCCUCCUUUCUCCACCUCCAGGUUUCUGGAUGAUUGGCAUAUGCCACCACAUACCCAUCUUUUCCUUAGCCUCUUAAAACAUCACACAGAUUGAUAUCUUAUGUUAAAAUAUAUUCCAUGUUUAUUUUACUAUUAAAACUUCCCUACUCAAA
Messenger RNA from Arvicanthis niloticus (Nile rat), 4993 nucleotides. RefSeq names its product coiled-coil domain containing 157 (gene Ccdc157). NCBI's taxonomy places the organism in Eukaryota, Metazoa, Chordata, Mammalia, Rodentia, Muridae. The record is from RefSeq and is a predicted model, not a curated record.